GUCAGUACUUGUUCUUUGUAUUCAUUUUCAUAAACUCUUAUCAUUAUCAAUAUACAUAUAAUCAUUUGUUUUUAUAUUAUUAAUUAAAUUUUACUUAACUCUUUAAGUAAAUCCGUUGGACUUGUUAUCUAGCUGUAAAGUAAACAUGUUCACUGUUUGUGUAUAAAGAGACACAGUUUUAUUUCUAUUAUGGCUUUCGUAUAUCAAGGGGACCAGGAUUUAGAAUCCAAAGCUAAAAAAGCUGCCGAACGAAUAUCGGAAAACAUGCACAUAGUAGCAAAUGAGCCCUCGUUGGCGCUGUACAGGCUGCAAGAACACGUUCGAAAAGCGUUACCGCCGAUGGUGGAGAGGAGAGUCGAGGUCACCAAACUGCAGCACGAACUACAGGGCCGUUGUUACGAUGUAGAAUAUGCUCUAAGUGCUGUGAAAUCUAUGGAUGGUGCUGCGACCAGUUUCAAGAAUAUACAAGAAAUGUUAAAACAAUCUAUAUUUUUAAAACAACAAUUAAAAUAUGAGGAAGCAAGGAGAAAUAAAAAAGAUUCAAAUUCUGUUUACAAACGUCUCUCUGCUCAUAUAGUGUUAGACCUUCCAGAUUUAUCUGAAUUCUCUAUGGUAAGGGAGACAACAAAUAGAAUAGAGAACAUGAUGGCUCAUGCCCGGGGCUCUACUGCAGAGUUGCAUAGGUCACACACAACAUUGCAUUAGGGGGAAAAAGCCUAAUAUCAAAUGGAGAUUGCAAUAUUAACAUUACCUUUUUUUAAAAAGAAUAUAUAAUUUUUUAUAACACAUGUUGUGUUCUAUGCAUUAAAAACGCAUUUAAAAAAAAAGUUAAAAACCAGUACAGACCUCAGUUUAGCAUCUUUUAAGAAGACUAAUUUCAUAUAAUAAUUUUUAUGUAAUUAUUAAUAAAAAAGUAUUAAUAAUGUAAUCUCCACUUGAAUAAGAGUAUAAACAGCUUUUGUAGUGACAUAUGAUAGUUCACAAUAUCCACUUCUAUAAUGUAGUAAUGGGACAUUUCACUGGGAGUAUUGUCAAGUACAGUUUAGAUUACUGCCCUGUUACGGAUAAUUAGAAAUUUAAAUGUUUAUUCUCCAAAUACUAGCCUGUAUGCAGUUUAAGUUUUAAUAUUUAUUGGUAGGUGUCAAAGUGAUGUAUAUAAAGGAUCUCCAACUAUAGGUAGUAUAAAGUAUUAAUUAUCUAAUUAUCUAGUCAAAAUUUAGAUAAUAUAGUAAUAUAUCUAGUCAAGACAUACAGUAAUUUAAAUAGAAAUUUUUUAGUUUACGAAAAGUGACAUAAUAAUAUUAUGUAAUAUUACAAUAGGUCUUUUGCUCGACGCACGUCAUAGAUUGAGUAUCAUGACUGUAUAGGGACAGAGUAUUAGGUUAUAUGUAUCCAUUGUGUGGUCCUAGCAUAGAAGGGGCCACCCCUUACUUUUCCAUACGUGUUGUUAUAGGCAAAUAAGGAAACUGAAUGGUCGAGGGAUGGAUAACAGCGUCCCUUUUAAAACAUCACCAAAGUUUAACGCGGUUGCCAAUCUGCUUGCCAAGCAUGAUAACUACUAAAUCCUCUCUCCCCUCCCUAAUGGCAAAUACUAACAAAAAAUGGUCCACGGACCUUUGGCUCGAGAUUGUUCCUUAUGGUAAUCUAUGGGAGAGGUGUUUGUUCAGCAAUGAUCAGGUAACGCCUGAUAUGAUGGUGUUGAUGAUGAACAUAAUAGCACCACUUUGAAAUAUUUAAUAGUUUUACAAAAGCUUGUAAUGUGAAGAUAUUUCAGUCACAUGAGUGAAAUGUUUUAUUUUUAGUAAUUUAAUGCUAAAAUUACACAUUAAAUAUUUUUUCCUAUUCAUUGAAAAACUCAGGACAAAUUACAAAGGGCUUAAUAAAGUUCAGAAAGAUCUAGAUUGAUUGCAACCAUAGUCAUAAAAGCAUCAAAAAUAGUAGAGGUGUACAUGCAAUUGCGUGAUAUAUUAUUUCUUAUUGAUCUUUAAAAGUGGUUUAUUUCGUGAUAUGUGUUCAUAAAUACACAAAAAUAUUUUGUGUUAUAAAUUUAUUUUCACCCAAAAUUCUUAACAGGUUAAGUAAAUAACCGAGUGCCAACGAUUAUUCUAUUCAUAUGCAUCUAAAUUUGUAGUGGCAGUUUUAAAAAAAAAUAUGUACAUUUAUCAAGUUUGAACAUAAGUUAGAACAUGCAAAUAAUAUAUAGAAAAUAUUAUUGCAGAAGAUUAAAAUGGCGUCUCCGUACACACUUAUACAUUUUGUUCCCAAAAAAUUGUGGCGCCAAAAUCGUACGGUAUAUGGUUAUAUAGUAUUUAUGUUGUUUUGAGGAAAUAUGAGUAGGAAGGCAAGUUUUGACCAUUGUUAUGGUAACAAAUCGGUUAUUUUGUAUAUAAUGCCUAUAUAAUUGCAUACUAAUACUCAAUUCAAAUUCUUAUGCAUGAUACAAGCAUAUACAUGGUUUGCUUUCUAUCAACACAUUGACGUACAUGUUUAGCAUCGUAACCAUCUAAGCAAUUUUGUGAUUAAUAGAUUUCUACAAAUUUAAGCUUUUUUUCUAAACAAAGCGUUUUUCUUUAUGAAAAAAAAAAUAUUACCACUUUAUUUAAUAAUUUUAUUUUUGAAGCUGGUAAUAACGCAUUGUUUUAAUCCUAAACAAGAACUUCGCUCACUGUAAUUAAUUUGUAAUAUUUUGGAUAGUUCUGAAAAUUUCUCUCUAUACGACCGAGAAUUGCAAUUUUAUCUUUACAAUGUGACAUUAAGCAGUGUUCUUUAACUUUAAAAAUAGUCCGCUUAAUGCUUAGUUUUGGCUACUUUUGUUAUUUCUUUAUUUUAUAUAUUACAAAUUCUAAAUUCAAUAUGGCCUUAUUAGCUGAUGUUUAACACCAAUUAAUUACAUUCUUAUAUUAGUACUGUUAUAUGUGACGACCUUUAAAACAUUUUGGCUUCAUUUUAUUUAAAUAUAAAACAUUAAAGAGAGGCAUGUGAGAAGGCAAAAAUUGGCAUGUCGACUCCAAAUGAUUGAAAAAUGUUUGGAAGAUGAAUAAUCUAUAAGCCUAUUUUGGAAAGCAUUAAUAAUAAUAAUUUUGACGGUGGUGUAACCCGGGAUUCUGAAGGUCUACCAUGAAAUGAAAUUCCUAAUUGUCGGUCUCAAUUUCGUGUUUUUAUUCAUAUCGAAAUCGGAGCUUAACGUUUCGUUCGGGCUUAAUCUUAUAAAAUUUCAAAGGAAGGAUGUAUUAAUAUUUUUAAAUAGUGUUUAUUAUGUUAUUUAACAUCAAACUUAUGUUUCGUUCAGCCCCGAAACUUCAGAAAACACUUCUUGGUAGGCCCUCUGGGGUCCUAUUGUGUAUCGUGAUUCGCGGAUAUUUCAUCGCUUGCCAUUUGCAGACGAGAGCCUGUAUUCGCCAUACUUUUUUGUCUCCACUUUGAUUUGUUUUUCGUAUGCGCAGACGCUUACGGUGAUUUGGACUUAUGUUGCACUGGGUCUCAUUUUGUGGAAACUGGAUAACUUACUAGUCUUUUUCAAUAGAAUUUAUUGUAAAUAUAAACAGAUAAAUAGUUAUUCUUAUUAUUAUCAAUUUUGUACAAAUCAAAGAACGAUUAAUUGAACGUUUCGAUUUGUUUCUAACUUCAUUUAGAGACUUGAAAGAGAAAAUUUUGUUGCCCUUUCUUUAAAUUCUAUUGAAACAUACUAUACCUGCUUUGUUAAAUAAUAAAUACUAAUAAACUAGUAUAUGUAUUGUACAAUAAUUAAACACAAAUAACAAAA
Galleria mellonella (greater wax moth) is the source of this 3763-nucleotide messenger RNA. Its product is annotated as BLOC-1-related complex subunit 8 homolog. The record is from RefSeq and is a predicted model, not a curated record. The transcript has 3 exons. Gene Ontology annotation, cellular component: BORC complex. Bases 190 to 705 code for a protein of 171 amino acids. Lineage: Eukaryota; Metazoa; Arthropoda; Insecta; Lepidoptera; Pyralidae.